Dibothriocephalus latus is the source of this 921-nucleotide messenger RNA. The record is from the annotation of a GenBank genome assembly. NCBI's taxonomy places the organism in Eukaryota, Metazoa, Platyhelminthes, Cestoda, Diphyllobothriidea, Diphyllobothriidae.
AUGGCUGGAAAUGAAAGAACUCAUCUUCCUCUUUACACUGGAUCAAUUUUCACCAUAGUUUAUUACUUUCAGGCUCCUUCUUCCCAUUGUCGUCGCUGCAGUGUGUCUGAACCCGUCGGGCACUGCGUUUCUGCCCAGCAGGAGGCUCGAACAGCUGGUCUUCAGGUGGCCUUUCCGAAGUUCUGGGCCUGCUACGUGGACGACACUUUCCUCUUCAUCAAAAGGAGCAAAGCGCAGGAGUUCAAGGCACUGCUGAUAUCCAUCUUUCCUGAAGUCCAGUUCACUAUGGAAAAAGAGGUUAACAAUCAGUUACCCUUCCUCGAUGUACAGGUGACGAAGCUGGAAGGUGGCAAGAUAAGGACGACAGUUUCUCGUACGGCAACCAACACCCUGCGCAUCCUCCACUUCAGAAGCAGCCACCCUCGGUCGAAAGGAGAAGGCCCCAAGUUUUGGCUCGCAAUCCCUUAUGCGAAGAACGUGUCUGAGGUGACUGCAAGAAUCCUGAGGCCAUUCGGGCUCGGUGCGGCUGACAAGCUGGAAUCAAAGAUUAGACAGCAGAGCAUGAAGCCCAAAGACCAGUUACCAUCGACAGAACAGUCAGCCGUUGUCUACAGCAUACCAUGUCAAGAUUGCGAUACAAGGUAUGUUAGUGAAACGGGCAAACGCCUUAACACAAGGUUGCAUGAGCAUCAGCUCGCAAACAACCGCAAGGAUAUGCUGUUUAUGGUCUAUGAACACGUACAGCAGAAGAACCACCUUUUCGCCUUCGACAAAGCAAAGGUAAUAGGUAGAGCCAAUGACAAGAUGGCUAGACUCCUGCUGGAAAGUUGGUUUUCGACUGGCACACCUAACAGAACAAUAGUCCCACACAACGUGCCACCUCUUCGACUGCCCGGCCAACCCUACAGACCUCACGCCUGA